Molecule: messenger RNA, 2755 nt
Organism: Darwinula stevensoni
Lineage: Eukaryota; Metazoa; Arthropoda; Ostracoda; Podocopida; Darwinulidae
Source: the annotation of a GenBank genome assembly
AAAUGCCUCACCGGAAAGGCAGGGCCAUCUGUGGGUGAUGCAAGGGACCUACUGCCAUGCGUAUGCUCCGCAGCAGCGCAGGUCCUGCUGCACAUUACGCUUCUGUGGCCUAACACACGUGAACCAAGACAUGGCAGAGAGCAUGGGGCACGUGGUGAAUGUGAACGUGGGAGUCCUGGGCCACAUUGACAGCGGGAAGACGUCAUUAUGCAAAGCCCUCAGCACUGUAGCAAGUACGGCAGCGUUCGACAAGAACCCACAGUCGAAAGAGAGAGGGAUCACCAUCGACUUGGGUUUCAGCAGCUUCACAGUCGAUGCUCCACCUCAUCUUCGGCAAGGUCGUGGAGAAAAUCAGGCGGCAAAAGUUCUUUUCACACUUGUGGAUUGUCCUGGUCAUGCCUCGCUGAUCAGGACUAUAAUUGGAGGUGCACAAAUCCUGGAUAUCAUGCUUCUGGUUGUUGAUGUGACAAAAGGAGUGCAAACCCAGACAGCAGAAUGUAUUGUGAUUGGAGAGAUAACUUGUCAGAAGAUGAUUGUUGUCCUCAACAAAGUUGAUCUGCUCCCCCUGGAGAAGCAGAAAGCAUCCAUUGAAAAGAUGGUCAAAAGAAUGAAGUUGACUCUGCAAAACACCUGCUUUUCUGAUGCACCCAUUGUCUCAGUAGCUGCACAUCCUGGUGGCUCUGAAGAUGAAAACCUUCAUCCUCAAGGUGUGCAAGAGCUUGUGUCAACAUUGUGUUCAUAUGUGUCAUGCCCGGUUAGAAAUCCUGAUGGACCAUUUGUAUUCGCUGUGGAUCAUUGCUUCAGCAUUCGAGGCCAGGGAACUGUCAUGACUGGCACAGCUCUAUACGGAUCCAUUUCAGUCAAUGAUGUUAGUUGCUUCUGUGUUCUUCUCAUUUUCUCUCAACUUAGGUCUACCAACUUCUUUAUGAUUGAAAUCCCAACUCUGAAGCAGAGCAAGAAAAUCAAGUCUAUGCAGAUGUUCAGGAAUCCAGUGAACCGUAUUAUUCAGGGAGACAGAGCAGGAAUUUGUGUCACUCAGUUUGAUUCCAAACAGCUAGAGAGAGGUCUGGCAUGCACCCCAGGCUAUCUCCAGCCUUAUUAUGCUUGUAUUAUAUCAGCAGUUUGCAUUCCCUAUUACAAGCAUGCAAUUCUGACCAAGGCCAAAUUUCAUGUCACUAUAUCACAUGAGACUGUGAUGGCCCAAGCAACUUUUUUCGGACUGGAUGAGAAUGGUCAAGGUGAUCUCAACGGCAUGACAUUUGACUACUCUCGUGAGUUCAAAUACCUACCUCAUCUCCAUGAUUCCAAGAAGAAAGAGCAAGAAGAAGGGAUUGAAGUGCCUCAAGUACAAUAUGCAUUGUUGGAGUUUGAGCAUGUUGUGGUUGCCUUUCCAAACUGUAUUGUGAUUGGUUCCAAGUUGGACACAGACAUCCAUGCCAACACAUGUCGCCUUGCAUUUCAUGGCAGACUUCUUGAGGGUUUCACAAAGAAAAAUUACAGGGAAACAUGUUUGCCAAUGGUGAGAGUAUUCAGAGACAAACAAAAGGAAGGGAUUGUGGAGAGAGCCCAAAAUGAGAAUGAAGUGAUUGUGAAGUCCAUGUUUCGCAAAGAGACAAACAUGCAGGUCUUUAUGGGUUUGAGGGUCUCCCUUUCCACUGGAGAAGAUGGUGUCAUCGAGGGGACAUUUGGACAAAGUGGCAAAAUUAAGGUGGUUGUUAGAGCACUCCACGAUCCAAGUCUCGCCGAGACUCCAGAUUUCGUGUCAGAAUGGUCUUCUCCGCAGGAGCCCUUGAAGGCCUUCUUGGCCCAGAAGGGUGCCUCGAAUGGGGUCAUCAGCCCGCUGGAUGAAAAGCUAUCCAAAGAAGAUGUCGCGAGUAUUGUGGCUUUGGGAGGAACGGAGGAAAGUUUCACCGAGAGGUUCCAUCUUAAACGAUUCAACGAGAUAGACAAACUACAGGCCCGGCUAGAUGGCAUGGCGGUCGAGACAUGUCCAAGAAACAUGGCCGCAGCCGGCGGUGGGCUGCUGGACUUGUCUUCGUCUAUAAAACCCGUUCUGUUGCAUUUCCCGUAUCAGCAGCCGAGCGUCAUUGCCUUGCCAGAUUUAGCAAGGGGUGUGAUAAGCAACGAACAAGAGAUACUGAAUCAUGAAACGGAAUAUGAGGGAUUCUAUCGGGCCUUUUGCGUCUUGGCUGCCGACUUCAUUGGAGGCUGUUGUUCCCAAAUUCCCCAUUCUGAAGUGGAGGUGGUUGCACAGGCUUCUCAGAUCCUGUUGCGAUAUUUCCAUGGUCGCCUCAUGAUGAGAGGAGAUCCAUCUGUGGAUCUGGAUACAUUGAGUCGUUAUGCAAUUUUGGACUUGGAAGAGUUGAUGAAUCCAGUGAAAGCACUCUGUACUGGGACUAGUGUCUUAUCCUGUGUAGACCAUCACAUGCUCCAGUCUCAGCUGAAGAGUGGAAAAGUGCCUCCUCAUGUUCGACCAGCUACUGGGGGUGAGAAGGAGGCCAGCUAUGGCACCCCUCCUACAAGACGUCCAAGACUAGGAGUGAUAAACAAUAUAAUGGAACAACUAAGUUCACCUGUUCAAGUUCCAGAGAGUAUGGAGGUACCUGGAACUACAAGUAGAAAGCUCCCUAUCUCAGGAGCAGAAGAGAAAGAAAAGCCUGUGUCCAUGGGGCAGGCUACAUGUGAUACAAAGGGUAGGGCCCCUUCGAUCGGCAUGGUCAUUGCUCCAGAACAAAUCUCUCCUUCAUCUGGGAGG